AUGGAAGGCGACUUUGAAGCGGACUUUGCCGACAUCCGAGAGCUCCAAGUGUUCACGGACAAACUGGAGAAACUAGUUCAGGUCCUUCAGCGCAACGUAGAUAUCGGCCAGGAGAUCCAGUCAUUCAUCGCUCGCGCCCAGAGACACUCACCGUCCCGUCUGUCGCCGGUGUUCGAAGACACAGCUUCAAGUCUGCAGACCUCAAUUCUGCAGCACCGGGUUCAUAGCAGCAGGAUCCAAUCCUUGAUCAGCCGGGCAAAGGGAAGCGCGAUGCUUGUCCAAAACAUCCUGGACAUUCGAGCCACGGACACUGCCGCGAAAAUCAAUGUCAGAAUGCGUGAACUGGCGGAGAAGAACGCUCGCGAAACCAGGUCAAUGUCCGUUCUGUCGUUGAUCUCCGCCAUUUUUCUUCCGGCCAUAUUUCUUGCCACAAUUUUCGGAACCAACUUCUUCGACUAUGUCGAAGGCAACCUCCACAUCGCGUCGAACUUCUGGAUCUACAUCGUCAUGGCAGUCGAAAAUUGA
This is a messenger RNA of Aspergillus mulundensis, 525 nucleotides long. RefSeq lists its product as uncharacterized. The transcript is spliced from 4 exons. The record is from RefSeq and is a predicted model, not a curated record. The coding region runs from base 1 to 525 and encodes 174 amino acids. Lineage: Eukaryota; Fungi; Ascomycota; Eurotiomycetes; Eurotiales; Aspergillaceae.